Pyrus x bretschneideri (Chinese white pear) is the source of this 504-nucleotide messenger RNA. Its product is annotated as two-component response regulator ARR17-like. Gene Ontology annotation, biological process: cytokinin-activated signaling pathway; phosphorelay signal transduction system. Lineage: Eukaryota; Viridiplantae; Streptophyta; Magnoliopsida; Rosales; Rosaceae. The record is from RefSeq and is a predicted model, not a curated record. The transcript has 5 exons. Bases 1 to 504 code for a protein of 167 amino acids.
AUGGCCGCUGCUUCUUCUUCUUCAUCUGCUGCGGCAUCAAUGGGGUUGGAUUUUGAACAUGAAAAUGUACCACAUGUUUUGGCUGUUGAUGAUAGUUUUCUGGACCGUAAAAUCAUUGAGAAGUUACUCAUCAAGUCUGCAUGCAAAGUGACUACUGCAGAGGAUGGACAUGGAGCACUGGAGCUAUUGGGUUUGGCAGAGGGGCAACAGAACUUCGCUAACACCGUUUCAAACGUAAACAUGAUAAUCACUGAUUACUGUAUGCCGGGAAUGACAGGGUAUGAGCUACUAAAAAGAGUUAAGGAAUCGCCAAAAGGGAAGGAGAUACCAGUAGUUGUUGUAUCAUCUGAGAACAUUCCUAGCCGAAUUGAGAAGUGCCUUGAGGAAGGGGCUGAGGAGUUCUUGCUGAAGCCGCUCCGGCAAGCAGAUGUCAAGAAACUGAAAUGUCAUUUAAGCGAGUUUCGAAACCCUAGUGACGAAGGGAGAAAUUGUUUGGGAAGAUGA